Molecule: messenger RNA, 3139 nt
Organism: Anas platyrhynchos (mallard)
Lineage: Eukaryota; Metazoa; Chordata; Aves; Anseriformes; Anatidae
Source: RefSeq, a predicted model, not a curated record
GCUGGAGACUCCAAAAGCUGCUUUUGUGGGGCAGGGGCUGGGCGGCUGCUGAGGCUAAAGGGUGACAGCUUCAGGAACAUCCUCCAAGCGAUUGAGCUGCAUCCCCUGGAAAAUCCCCCCAAAAUGGGGAUGCGAUGGACGCAUUUUCUGGCAGCUCCCUGCUGUGAGCAUGGAAGGGGUGCUGGGGCAGAAGCAGCGCCCGCAGUGGGGGCACAGGGGACACCCCACAGCCCCCUCUGUCCCCGCAGCCCCAAAGCGUGCAGGUGGCACAGGAAGGAGCCGGGGCUCGCCCGCCCGCCCGCAGCGAACCCCACGGCGCCGAGGGGCUGAGCGAGAGCCUCCGACUUCCUCCUGGCCCAGGCGAGCGCAGCAGCCGCAGGCGAUGUGUCCCGGCCGGCGCUGCUGGGGCCUCGGCUCCCUCCUGCUGCUGCUGCUGCUGCUCGGGCAAAACCUGGGCCUCCUCGUGGAAAUCCCGCAGGAUGCAGUCACUGGCACCGUGGGGCAGUCCGUGCUCCUGCCCGUCUCCUACAGAUGCAACAGCUUCCCUUGCUUCCCAAUGUCAAUUAGGUGGAUAUUUGGUCACACCUCACAAAGAACCAUCUUCUGCAGCGUGCACAACUGCUCCCUGGAUGAUGGGGGCACUCCCAAGAACUGCUCCACAAGCUGUUUCACCAAUAUUACACAUUCAGGCCGUGUUGUGCUCUUCCCCGAGAACGCAUCCCUGCUGCUGCAGGACCUGCAGCUCAGUGACAGCGGGGUGUACACCGUCAGCUUCCAGCACCAAAUACAAAUCAGGAACAUCACCCUGACCGUGCUCCAGCAGCCUGUCCCCACAGAUCCUACCAGCGAAGGGCAAAACCUGGGCUUCCUCCUGGAAAUCCCGCAGGAUGCAGUCACUGGCACCGUGGGGCAGUCCGUGCUCCUGCCCGUCUCCUACAGAUGCAACAGCACCUCUUGCUUCCCACUGUCAAUUAGGUGGAUGUUUGGUCACACCUCACAAGUAAUCAUCGCCUGCACAGUGCAGAACUGCUCCCUGGAUGAUGGGGGGGCUCCCAAGAACUGCUCCACAAUCUGUUUCCUCCAUCCUGCACAUUGGGGCCGUACUGAGCUCUUCCCCGAGAACGCAUCCCUGCUGCUGCGGGACCUGUGGCUCAGUGACAGCGGGGUGUACACCGUCAGCCUCCAGCACCAAAGACAAAUCAGGAACAUCACCCUGGCCGUGCUCCAGCAGCCUGUCACCCCAGACCAUUCCAGUGAAGGGAGAAACCUGGGCUUCCUCCUGGAAAUCCCGCAGGAUGCAGUCACUGGCACCGUGGGGCAGUCCGUGCUCCUGCCCGUCUCCUACAGAUGCAACAGCACCCCUUGCUUCCCAGUGGCAAUUCAGUGGCUGUUUAGUCAGCCCUUAGAAACAAUCAUCGCCUGCACAGUGCAGAACUGCUCCCUGGGUGAUGGGGGGGCUCCCAAGAACUGCUCCACAAACUGUUACCCCUAUCCUACACAUUGGGGCCGUGUUGAGCUCUUCCCCGAGAACGCAUCCCUGCUGCUGCGGGACCUGCGGAUCAGUGACAGCGGGGUGUACACCGUCAGCUUCCUACAGCACCAAAGACAAAGCAGGCACAUCACCCUGACCGUGCUUGAGCAACCUGUCACCCCAGACCACUCCAGCAACAGCACUUCUCAACCAGCAGGAAGAAUAGCCACACGCAUCCCUUGCUGCAUCCUCGGAGGCUGCUACUGCUUCAUCCUGCUGCUCCUGCAGCUGCUCUUCCACCUGUGCUGGCUGCGGGGCAGCCGUGGGGAAGCCUGCGGCUGCUGCUGGGGAGAAGGGAGCCAGCGUGCGGGAGCAGCCAGGGCCGGGGCACAAUGAAGUGCCCAGAGUGGGGGCACAGGGGACACCCCACAGCCCCCUCUGUCCCCGCAGCCCCAAAGCGUGCAGGUGGCACAGGAAGGAGCCGGGGCUCGCCCGCCCGCCCGCAGCGAACCCCACGGCGCCGAGGGGCUGAGCGAGAGCCUCCGACUUCCUCCUGGCCCAGGCGAGCGCAGCAGCCGCAGGCGAUGUGUCCCGGCCGGCGCUGCUGGGGCCUCGGCUCCCUCCUGCUGCUGCUGCUGCUGCUCGGGCAAAACCUGGGCUUCCUCCUGGAAAUCCCGCAGGAUGCAGUCACUGGCACCGUGGGGCAGUCCGUGCUCCUGCCCGUCUCCUACAGAUGCAACAGCACCUCUUGCUUCCCUAUGUCAAUUAAGUGGACAUUUGAUCACACCUCACAAAGAACCAUCGCCUGCACCGUGCAGAACUGCUCCCUGGAUGAUGGGGGGACUCCCAAGGACUGCUCCAUAGAAUGUUACCCCAAUCCUACACACUGGGGCCGUGUUGUGCUCUUCCCCGAGAACGCAUCCCUGCUGCUGCAGGACCUGCGGCUCAGUGACAGCGGGGUGUACACCAUCAGCCUCCAGCACCAAAGACAAAUCAGGAACAUCACCCUGACCGUGCUCAUUCAGCCUGUCACCCCGGACCAUUCCAGCGAAGGCAUCAGCAAGCAAGACCACAUACAAAACUACAUAAUUGGAGCUUCCUCGUUAAUCUUUCUCCUGCUGUUCCUGGUCUUCUGCGUUUGGCGCUGGGGUGCAGUGCAGAAGAAGAAGAUGAGAAUCGUUAAACAACAGCAGAAGGAUUUGGAAAUGCCAUCCCCAGAGAGCAUGGCAGGACAAGGGAGGACUGCUGAGAUCUGCUCCUCCACAGUGGUGAGUGGAGUCCACCCCAAGCAGAAAAGGCUCUUGAUCUCCCUGGUGCCUGCUAGAGCACAAAAUAACCUGCAGCAAAAUGAAGACCGAGGUCUGAAUUUGGACGCCCAGAAACACAACCACCCCUUUAUGAGCCUUGUGUGUCCCAGAGCAGCUUCUUCUUGGAGAAGACACCUUUGGAGAGCCCGGUCCCUGAAACGCCAUCUGCAAAGAAGACCUGCAAGGCAGGGGGGAUUAAAUCCUCCCUGUGGGACCAGGGCCUCGGGGGGGGCACCAGGGAGCCCUUGCAGGAGGUGAUGUCCUGCUGCACCCAUGCUCAGCUAAGGCACAGGGAGCAAAGUGCCCCUUCUGCUUCCACGGGUUUUCUCAGCUAAAAUAAAGUUUUGCAAGAGUUCCCAGA